Podospora pseudopauciseta is the source of this 5027-nucleotide messenger RNA. RefSeq names its product long-chain fatty acid-CoA ligase. Gene Ontology annotation, biological process: long-chain fatty acid metabolic process; long-chain fatty-acyl-CoA metabolic process. Gene Ontology annotation, molecular function: long-chain fatty acid-CoA ligase activity. The record is from RefSeq and is a predicted model, not a curated record. NCBI's taxonomy places the organism in Eukaryota, Fungi, Ascomycota, Sordariomycetes, Sordariales, Podosporaceae. The transcript is spliced from 5 exons. Gene Ontology annotation, cellular component: endoplasmic reticulum; plasma membrane; lipid droplet. The coding region runs from base 603 to 2693 and encodes 696 amino acids.
UGUCGAUGGACGAUGGACGGUGGCCAUUUCGCCAAAGGUGCACACUGUGUCCAUGGCCUGGAAAGCUUUGAAAUGUGGAACGCCCAGGCUGCCGAGCCUGCCAGGACGCGCCCUAGCCUCGCCCUUUGGCUAGAGCCCAGCCGAAAAAGGCAACCGGCAGGGGUCAGCAGGGUGGGCCCAGGGAGCGCAGGGGCCAGGGAGCUCACCCCAAACAAUCGUGUGCCUCGCGUUGUUGAGGUGAAAGACUUCCCUGUCCCUCCUCUCCACCACAGCUUGUCAAAAACCCCUUGCCUCCCUGCCCUCUUUGUCUCCGUCUCUGUCUGUCUGUUCUGAAUUCUUAUUCUCCCUCCUCCGUCCCUAGUGCCCCAUCCCCUCACCAGGUCGCCUGCCUCGUCCCCUCGCUGGAUCGUUUCGACGGGCACUCCCUAAAGCACCCCGUGUACCAUCCAAACCCUCAAAGGUUCAAACAAACUCGGAACAAAAAGAAAGGUUCUGCAUCUCCCGUCUUUACCUUGAGCCAGCCACCGGCGUCCAGCGGGUUACUACUCCCCAGCUUCCCUAAUCGCGUCCACCGACCGAAUCUAAUAUCAAAAUAAUUCACAAUGGCCAAGUCAUCGACACCCAUCCAGCUCAUCCCACGCAUGACGGCGAAGGGCCCCUUCACUGUUGAAGUUCCCGGCCAGACUCCCGUCGAGGGCGAGACGCCAGUUCGCAGACAACCGCUGGCUAUCCCAGAAUUCGUCGAGCGGCCUGCUCCCGAUGUCACCACCGUCUAUGAGCUUGUCCGCGCCGCUGUCGCCAAGUACGGCAAUGCCAAGUGUGUGGGGUCCCGCAAGCUCGUCCGGACACACCAGGACAAGAAGAAGAUCAAGAAGAUUGUGGAUGGUGUCGAGACCGAGGUGGAGAAGUCAUGGACCUUCUUCGAGAUGAGCCCCUAUGAGUACUACAGCUACACCGAGUACGAGCAGUUGAUUCUGCAGCUCGGCUCCGGCCUGCGCAAGAUUGGCCUCGACAAGGCCGACCGCGUCCACAUCUACGCUGCCACCAGCGCCAACUGGCUGGCGACGGCUCACGGUGCUGCCUCCCAGAGCAUGCCCAUCGUGACUGCUUAUGACACUCUCGGCGAGGAAGGUCUCAGAUACUCCAUGGUCGCCACCAAGGCCAAGGCUAUCUUCCUCGACCCCCAUCUUCUGCCUACCUUGACCAACGUCUUGGCCGUUGCCUCGUCCGUUCAGGCUGUCAUCUGGAACAGCCAGCACCAGGUCAACCAGGACCACGUGGACAAGCUCAAGGCUGCCUACCCUCACAUCAACAUUCUCAACUUUGACGAGCUCGUCAAGCUCGGCAAGGAGAACCCCGUUGAGCCCGUCCCUCCCACCGCCGAGGACCUCUGCUGCAUCAUGUACACCUCUGGCUCUACCGGUACCCCCAAGGGCGUGCCCAUCACCCACAGAUCCGUUGUUGCUGCCGUUUCUGGUGCCAGCGCUAUCGUCCAGCCUUAUAUCGGACCUGGCGAUGGUCUGCUCACGUACCUUCCUCUGGCCCACAUUCUCGAGUUCGUUUUCGAGCACGCCGCUCUCUGGUGGGGUUCCACUCUCGGUUACGGAAAUCCGAAGACCCUCUCUGAUGCCUCGGUCCGCAACUGCAACGGCGACAUCCGCGAGUUCAAGCCUAGUGUGUUGAUCGGCGUUCCUGCCGUGUGGGAAACUGUCAAGAAGGGCAUCAUUGGCAAGGUCAAUGCUGGCAGCCCCGUUGUCCGCAACCUCUUCUGGGGUGCCCUUGGCCUCAAGGAGAAGUUGAUGUAUGCUGGUCUUCCUGGCAGCGGUCUUCUGGAUGCCGUCGUGUUCAAGAAGAUCAAGGAGGCUACUGGUGGUCGUCUCAGACUGUGCCUCAGCGCCGGUGGGCCCGUCUCCAAGGAGACCCAAAAGUUCAUCAGCUUCGCCAUCGCUCCCAUGAUUAUCGGUUAUGGUUUGACCGAGACGACCGCCAUGGGUACUCUCCACAACCCCUUUGAGUGGUCUGCCGAUUCCAUUGGUGCCAUGACCGCGUCCGUCGAAGCCAAGCUUGUUGACUUCCCCGAUGCCGGCUACUAUGCCACCAACAAGCCCAACCCCCAGGGUGAGAUCUGGCUGCGCGGUCCCACAGUGCUCAAGGAGUACUACGAAAACGAGAAGGAGACGGCCGAAGCCAUCACCCCCGAUGGCUGGUUCAAGACUGGUGAUAUUGGUGAGUGGGACAAGAACGGCCACCUCAAGAUCAUCGAUCGCAAGAAGAACCUGGUCAAGACCCUCAACGGCGAGUACAUUGCUCUUGAGAAGCUCGAGUCCAUCUACCGGUCCGUACCUGUUGUCGCCAACAUCUGCGUGUACGCCGAUGCCGAGCAGGCCAAGCCCAUCGCCAUCAUCGUUCCCGCCGAGCCAGCACUGAAGAACCUGGCGGCUCAGCUUGGUAUUGAGGGCGAUAGUGUCGAGGCGCUUGUGCAUGAUAAGAAGCUGCACAGCGCUGUCCUCAAGGAGCUCCAGGCCCAGGGUCGUGCCGGUGGUCUCUCGGGCAUUGAGAUCAUUGAUGGUGUUGUUAUCGUCGAGGAUGAGUGGACUCCUCAGAAUGGCCUCGUGACCGCUGCCCAGAAGCUCAACCGCAGAGGCAUUCUUGAGAAGUACAAGAAGGAUGUCGCCAAGGCCUAUGGCAAAUAAAUCUCGCUAGCUUGUGCACCAUGUGAGGGUGAUGGAACCAAAAAAAAAACUAUGAUACCAGGAUACCACGGAUAUGAAUGAGUGGGGUUGUUUGGGGAAGACAGGGAGAGGGAUUGUUGAGCUAACACUUUGUUUGUGUGUGACUACUAUGUGUGACAUAUGGGCGUCCAAACUCUCUCUUCUUUUUUUUUUUUUUUUUAGUUUGUUUUAUCUUUGUUUCCUGCGGGUUGCUGUUUGGUCGUUGUCUGCUUUUUUUCUGCGCUGGGUCGGGGUGGGAAACGAACGUAUAGGAAAGAUGUCUGUCACGAAGCAAUGGGACUUGACUUGCGUUUUUCGGUAAUGUUUUAUGGAUGAAUGGAUGGUCAAGAGUCGAGUUGAGGAUUGCGAGGGAAGGGGACAGGGCAAGGCAGGACGGGGAAGAUUAUACCAAUGCGAAUGUUGAUUUUGUUUGUGACGCUAUCUAGGUGAACAUAUGAAGGAGUUUCCCAUGAUGGAUGUCAAUGUAGUCUAUGACGAGUGUGCUGCUUUUAUCCGUUUGUAUGUCUUUGACGCUCGCUUUGCCGGCCAAACGGGCAUCAAUCAAUUGGCGUUUACCCAGUUCCAUUUGCCCACAAGUAUGGCUCUGGCCGGCACAAUUCUCCAGCUGGGACUUUGCCUUUCAACGAACCUCAACAUGACACCUGUCUGCCUCUGUUGUGAGUUAGCUGUAUGACAAUCCAACUCGGACAUGUCUCUCUUAUAUAUAUACCAUACUUUCUUGAAACCCAAUCUUGGGGCCCCCAUCCCAAGUUGUUCACAUCAUAGCUCAGCGUCACUGAUGCCCUCGAUACCUACCUGCAUACCAAAAUGGCACUUCCUACUCACAUCAAUUCUUCGGAAUACAACACAUACCCAGUCCAUUUCCGCCUUCUCUGAUGAACCUCUGUUGAGGAUGACGUGGUGCUCACCCCGAUAGCAGGCUCCUCACCGUGCCGUCGUCAUUAGAGCCUCCUCCGACGCACCCGUUCAACCGCCCCGACGCAACCAUAGCCUGGGAGCCCGUCCGGGCCAAUGUCUAUGUCUUGACAACACGUACAAGAUGAACGACAAAGCCCUUGCACUCUCCCAGGCCGUCACCGUCACGCAAUCUCGCCGGCAUGUGGAUUCAUUCGAGAUGAGCUUUGGAGAUAAUCCUUCGUGUGACCCGUCCGAGGACAACCCAAGAACCUGAGGCCCUCCUAAAGGCCACUGCUACUCCGUCAGAAAAAGCGAGAGCGCCAAAGAGACUGUUGCGCGAAGAGUGGUUCGACUGGUUGAUGGACCGGCAGGUUGACUCGCUACCUGUGUGGACAGAGCCAGACCAGACCGGCAAACCCCAAACGACCUAAAGAAGAUUUCACUAAGACUAGGGCACCAUCGUCUCAGUUUCGACACCAUCUUUCGUGUGUAUUUUGGAGAUGCCCCCCUCGAGAGUAGUACAUUGGAUUCCCUGGCAACCAACCACCAGCGGCAACUUGCCAAUUCGCCCCUUCUCCCAGCUGAGUGGAGAGACUUCAGUCUUCAGAAACUACUUGAAUGCGGGAUCAUCGAAACCUCCGAUCCUGUGUUUGGCCCACUGGAAGAGGUUUUGCUUUGGACCAGUUUGUCAGAACGAUUCAGAUUCCAUGCCAGAUAGGUACCUACCUUGCUUGGCGGGUUGAAGAAGGGGUUGUCGCGCGCCUGGCUGGUGGUUCUCAUUGAGGUUUGAACCGCUUUCCUCAGCAGCAGGGUAUGGAGCUAUACGCUGUACACAGGCGGAGGAAAACAUUAACGAUCGGCGAGAUACCUCCAUACCUUAGGCUCAUCGAAGACAAGACGACCUGCCAGAUCUAGGCUCUGGCCUCCUUCAGUGCCGUCGCAGAGCCUCUCAGUCUGGUAUGCAGGAUACCUACAAGGGUGGAGAGUUUUGGUACACCUGGACUGUCCAACAGACUAAUGAUUUGAUGUUUCUCCUGGUCGGAUACCUACCCAGACCUAUGGGCAUAUUUUGCCGUUUGGGAUACCUUGUCGUCGAUGUCAAAACUGGCGCCUGUGUCGUCAGAUAUCCCGUGUACUCCUGGGACCCAGAAUAACAUGAAAAACACGGGCAGCACCUCGUUGACCAGUGCCCAACCUUAGCAAUGGACGAGGCGAGAACCUAACUCACUCGACUUGAGAUGGACACACGAUUUAUCCAUAUCCUAUAGACACCCUUCCCACCUUCCUAGUCUCUUAGCUCUUCCCUGGACACCAGUUCACAAGUCUCUGUAUCAAGGAGACUGAGAAUUACUCGGACUUUAUGUCCAGGUGGACACCGCGACACGCGAAUUCUUGAAG